CUAGUCUCAGUCGAGCUGGCGCCGCCGGAAAAGUUAGGUAACCUUGUGAGUUAGUGGCAUCUAGAUAUGGCUUAUUUAUUACGCUGAUUAAAGGAAGAUAAACUUUUACUUGUAACUGUCCCCAUAAUCGGUUACUAAAUCCGCUGUUUAUUGCAACAAUUAACAAGUGAAGUGAAAAUAAAGCCGCCGACUAGUAUAAUUAAAUAUAAAGUUUACAGAUACGCAACGAGCAAUUUUUCAUUGUUUACUACACAGAGCAUACCACAGCUGCCUACUUGAAUAGGAUCAGCAAUGCCCAGAAGUACGCAAGAAAACCGCCCCUUGCUGACAGGCUCAGACCCUGACCCUGACCCUGACAUGGAACAAGCGAGGCCACAGUUGCCUCAGAGCUGUGAUGACCAGAGAUCAGAAUUGGAAGAUGAGGCAGAGGACUCAGGACUCACAGCAUCGGGUCACCACAUAGAUGAUGCCCAUCAACAGACUACAAACUGUGAAACUUUAAUACACUUGAUAAAGGGAAACAUUGGCACAGGAAUUUUAGCCAUGCCAGAUGGUGUGAGGAACUCUGGCCUAUAUACUGGUGUAGCACUACUACCUAUCAUAUCUGCUAUCUGCAUCCAUUGUAUGCACAUGCUGGUUGGCUGUGCCCAUGAGUUAAAAGAAAGAUUAGGUGUAAGUGGUUUGGACUAUGCUGAUGUGGGUUACAAUGCCUUCAUGACAGGGCCAGUUCCUCUUCGUAAACUUGCUCCUGUGGCUCGCACUGUCCUUAACUCUUUCCUAACCAUAACUCAGCUAGGAUUUUGUUGCGUGUAUGUUGUAUUCAUUGCUGCUAAUGUUAAACAGGUUAUAGAUUGCAAGCUACCAGGCAAUGGCAUUGAUAUACAUGGAUACAUGGGCAUCCUGAUCCUGCCUUUGUUAGCCAUAUCUAUGAUCCGUUCUCUUAAGGUAUUGGCACCGUUUUCUCUCAUUAGUAAUGUUUUUCUGGGGUUAGGACUGGCCAUCACAUUUCAUUACUUACUCCAAGAUAUUCCUUCUUCAUAUGAUCGUCCUGAAUUUAAGUCAUGGAAGCAGCUACCCCUCUUCCUUGGCACAUCUAUAUAUGCAUUUGAAGGCAUUGGAGUGGUUCUUCCUUUAGAAAGAAAAAUGACUAACCCAGAAGAUUUUCGUGGGUGUAACGGCGUCCUCAACACUGCUAUGAUUCUAGUCACUUGUAGUUACAUAGCGGUGGGCUUCUUUGGCUACCUGAAGUAUGGUGAUGCAGUUCAUGGAUCCAUCACCUUAAAUAUUCCCCCCAGUGAUGCUUUAGCACAGCUGGUGAAGAUUCUCAUGGCUGUAGCGAUCUACUUGACAUAUUCUCUUAUGCUGUAUGUUCCUGCUGAAAUUAUGUGGCCACACCUGAGUCCAAGAUUCCACUCUGCCCGUGGAAAACGGCUAGGUGAAUAUGCCUUCAGAGCCUUCUUGGUGCUCAUCACAUUUGUUCUGGCUGCAGCCAUCCCCAACAUUGGCCUCUUCAUCUCACUAGUGGGUGCUAUGUCAUCAUCUACUUUAGCCAUCAUCUUCCCUCCCAUUAUAGAAAUUGUUACAUUCUGGCCCAGAGUAUCAAGACUAAAUAUGAUUAAGUGCUUUUGCAUCUUUGUGUUUGGAGUUGUGUGUUUCGUCACGGGAACAUAUGCCAGUGUGGAAGCCAUCAUUGAAUACUUUGAGCACUCAGAUGACCCUCAGCCAGGGCUUGUAUGCUGAUUGCUGAGGUUAUUUGAACCACUUCUAGAUGAAUAGAAUGUGGAUAAAAUUAAAGACAUUUCCCAUGAGGUUCCGUGAAGACUCAUCAAGCAAAUAUAUCUUCCAGGGUAGUAUAAUACAUUAUGUUGUAUGUAUUUCUUCAUCUUGGAAACUUUCAUCUUCAUUGAUACAGUUACGUGCAGAUCAUCUCCCACACUUAUAUUAUACCAUGAAUAUUCUGAUACAUUUAUGUGCUCAGUAUCUUCCACACAUACAUUACAACAGUAACAUUUUGAUACAGUAGAAAAUCAAUGUUUUAUGACUAAAGCUCAUAGAAUUUAUAACCCAGUUUCUGUCUAUUGUGUACUUUUAUGUGAUUAACUUUCCUUUAGUAAACUUUGUAAUAUUGAUAUAGGUAACCAAAGUAGAUAUACUUUGACAUACCAUUUUCGGUGUUCACUGAGGUGUAUAUUUAGUUAUGUGCAACUGUUUUAUUAAUUUGAUGUCUGCUGUGUAUUAUAGAGUAAUUUUAUAUAUACAACAUAUUAUUAUUUGAUUAUCAUUUAAGCUUAGAUUAAGUUUUAUUUAGAGCAGAAUGCAACUUCCAAUCUAUAUUUUGUUUAUAAGACAUGCUCAUUUGUAUAAUGUGGUUCAGAAUCACACUAAUAAGAAAUAAUACCUUGAGCUUCAAUCCAUAUAUAUAUAUA
Molecule: messenger RNA, 2426 nt
Organism: Homarus americanus (American lobster)
Lineage: Eukaryota; Metazoa; Arthropoda; Malacostraca; Decapoda; Nephropidae
Product: proton-coupled amino acid transporter-like protein CG1139
Exons: 10
Coding region: 292-1740 (482 amino acids)
Biological process (GO): amino acid transmembrane transport
Cellular component (GO): vacuolar membrane
Molecular function (GO): amino acid transmembrane transporter activity
Source: RefSeq, a predicted model, not a curated record